Molecule: messenger RNA, 2250 nt
Organism: Aureobasidium vineae
Lineage: Eukaryota; Fungi; Ascomycota; Dothideomycetes; Dothideales; Saccotheciaceae
Source: the annotation of a GenBank genome assembly
AUGCUUGGUCUUGCAACUCUUUUCCUUGCUGGUGCUGGCGUAGUCAGUGCCAGAAGGCUGCCUCAUGUCGCUCCACGCCAGUUCAACAAUGACACCGCUUUAUCCUCCUCUCUUCCCUCUUACCAAGCGUAUAUCAAUGCCACUCGCAAUGACGACUCUCCGGUCGCCUUGCACAUUGACACGCUCGACUGUAGCAAGCGUAAUGCCACUUCCCCCUACCUGUAUGGUAUCAUGCAUGAAGACAUUAACCACUCCGGAGAUGGUGGAAUCUACGCAGAAAUGAUUGCCAACCCCCANGGGUCCAACGCGAUCAUCUCGACACUCGAUGGUUAUGUUGGUACGUAUGUGACCGACUCCGAGAACCCAAUCGUUCCGUUCGAUCCUGUCAUGACAGCAUGGGCACCAAUCGGUGAAGGUGUACGCAUGACUCUCGAUAUCCUUCACCCUCUCUCGGAUGCUUUGGAAACCUCUCUACAGAUCGACUUUCCUCUCAAUGCCACUGGGGAAGUCGGAUUCCAAAACUUCGGUUGGUGGGGCUUCGAUGUCCGUCCCCAGCAAUACAACGCCUCGCUGUUCUACCUGAACAACUACCCUCGCAAUACUCAAGGCAACGCGAGCGACAUUACUGUAUCCUUGCGCUCGAACGUCACUGGUGAGACUUGGGCGAGCUCGACUUUCAAGAACGUCACACCCACCUACAUCGAUUUCAAGCAGCUCGAAACUACUUUGCAUCCUAAUGUAACUGCUCCUGAUGCCAACAACACUUUUGCCAUCACCUUUGACGGUGCUCAAGUUGCUGGACAGACCUUCUACUUCAACCUGGUCUCGGUGUUCCCAGAGACCUUCAAGGGCUACAAGAACGGUCUUCGUCCUGACAUCGCUCAAGGCUUCUACGACCUCAAUCCUCAAUUCUUGAGAUUCCCCGGUGGUAACAAUCUUGAGGGCUAUAGUCCUGCUCAGAGAUGGAAGUGGUGGGAGACUCUGGGUCCGCUGCAAGACCGCCCUGGCCGUGUUGGUGACUGGAACUACUACAACACUCAAGGUCUUGGUUUGCUUGAAUACCUGGAAUGGACCGAAGCCAUGGACAUCGAACCCGUCCUAGCUGUAUACUCUGGCUUCUCUCUCGAUGUCUACGGACAGAACGGUGCUUCUUACCCUCCUGAGCAGAUGCCCGAAAUCUUGCAAGAAGCUUUAGACGAGCUCGAGUAUUGCAUGGGCGACAACUCUACCAAAUGGGGCGCUAGACGUAUUGCCGACGGACACCCUGAACCUUUCAAGAUCAACUUUGUUGAGAUCGGUAAUGAGGAUUGGUUCAGCGUUACCUACCCUUACCGCUUCCAGAUCAUGUACGAUGGCUUGAAGAAGGCAUAUCCUGACAUCACCUAUAUCAGCACUGCCUUCAACGAGAAUGCCGCUAACUACAACAUCUCGAUUCCGGAGGGCAACAUGUGGGACUGGCACGGUAAAUUACUUUUAAAAGAGUAUGUAUCGUCUACACAGGCUAAUGUUGUUCGAUUUCUAUANGGCUACCAAGAACCUUCUUGGUUCUUGACCAACUUCGAUCUGUGGGACAACUGGCAGCAGGAAACAAACAACACCAACGUCACUGUUCUGUUGGGUGAAUACUCGGUCAUCCAGGUUGACACACCUUCUGGCGUCGUCAACUACUCUUUCCCUCUUGACGUCCAUGUUCAGUACCCUCGUCUCCUCUCUGCUAUUGCUGAGGGUGUCUACGCACUAGGUGCCGAGCGCAACCCCAACACUGUCAAGAUGUCUUCAUAUGCACCUUCGCUCCAGAACCGCAACUUUACCAACUGGACUCCCGACAUGAUCUCGUACGAUGCUCUGCAUGACAACACAGUACUGAGUGCUAGUUACUGGCAACAGUGGCUGUUCGCACAUUACCGCGGUACCGAGACAUUGCCUGUCACUGCCACAGAAGGACAGAUAAACCCUCUUUACUGGGCAGCCAGCAUUGACGAGGAGAAGAACGCUGUUUACCUCAAGGUGAUCAACACCUUGAACUCCACCGUGCCUCUAAGCGUCAACAUUCCCUCAGCUUACUCAGGCGUCAACGGUACCUCUAUCACUGCUAGCGAUCUCAACUCGUACAACUACGUCGGCAACAAGACCGAGGUUGUGCCUCGCCCUGCUGAGAUUGAAUCGACGGCAAGCUCGGAGAAUGGUUCUGCUUGGUCUUGGGAUGUGCCCAAGUACAGUAUCACUGUUCUGCAGUUUGACCUGUGUUAA